This is a messenger RNA of Hyposmocoma kahamanoa, 1952 nucleotides long. Its product is annotated as organic cation transporter protein-like. Bases 89 to 1252 code for a protein of 387 amino acids. NCBI's taxonomy places the organism in Eukaryota, Metazoa, Arthropoda, Insecta, Lepidoptera, Cosmopterigidae. The transcript has 5 exons. Gene Ontology annotation, cellular component: membrane. The record is from RefSeq and is a predicted model, not a curated record. Gene Ontology annotation, biological process: transmembrane transport. Gene Ontology annotation, molecular function: transmembrane transporter activity.
GUUCUGCCGUCAGUGAUUUCAACCGCAGAUUUGUUUUUUAUCAACAGGUUAAGUAUCAACGUAGCUACAAAGCACUAUAAUAAAUAUCAUGAAAAAAGGGUCUGAUAAGAAGAAACCAUGUGAUGUAUCAGAAGUGUUCGAGAGUUUAGGAAAAUACCAUGCGGUGCAAUACUUCCUGGCUUGUUUACCCUCGAUGUUUGUCACUAUGAUAAACAUUAAUUUCGUCUUUGUAGCUGGGGAUUUGGACUUUCGAACUGUAAUAGAAAUUGGUGGUAAAAAUAAUCGCGUGCUUGCCGGUGUUUUAUUCUCCUACGUGAUUUAUUUCGGCGAAAUGAUUUUUGCACUAUUUGCUAUGCUAGUCCCUUACUGGAAAAAUUUAAUACGAAUUAUUAAUACACCAUCUCUUCUAUUCCUAUCCUAUAUAUUUAUAAUAAGAGAAAGCCCGAGAUGGCAAAUGCUGAAUGGAAAGAUGAAAGAGGCAAAGCAUACGAUACAAUUAGUAGCUAAAAUGAACAAGUUAGAAAUCGAUUUUGAAGAAUUGAAAGAAAUGAACGAUGACCAACUUAAAGAAAAAUUCAAUAUUGAUAAUUACAAAGUUAAAGAAGGCUUCCAAGAAAUAUUCACUUCCAGAGAGAUCUUGAAACGCUUAGCAGUGGCGUCUUUUUGCAGAUUUACGUGUGGUUUUGUGUAUUAUGGACUAAUUAUUAAUUCAGUUUGGUUACCUGGUAAUAAAUAUACCAAUUUUCUACUUUCCACUGUAAUGUCUUUUCCGGGAGAGCUGAUGGCGUUGUACUUUAUGAAUAAAAUCGGAAGAAAAGUACCAUUGAUUGUGGGGUACUUGAUUUGUGGAAUCACGGUUGUGGCCUCCCCGUAUGUUGCGCCAGUGUGGGCGAAAAUAACCCUCUACCUUAUCGGUAAGAUGGUGAUCUCGGCGUGCUUCACUGGUAUCAUCACGUAUACCAUGGAGUUGUACCCCACCAGCACUAGAGGCUCGCUGCUGUCCAUGGGGUCUAUCACAUCGAGAGUCGGAGCUAUGUUGGCACCACUUACGCCUAUGCUGGUACCAAUAUCACCAGCUUUGCCCUGCGUUUUGUUCGCUUUAUCAUCAGUCCUGUCUAGUAUCCUGCUGACCAUUACUCCAGAAACCAAGGAUCUACCCCUCAUGGACACCAUAGGACAAGUCAACGCGCAUGCCGUCGUUGUUAACAAUGAGAAAAGAAAAAAUUGUGAAACUGUUGUUACUAAGAUGUGACGUGAAUUUUAGACUCUUUGAAGAAUAUGUUGGUAAGCAGGCUUAAAUCUGGCAUCUCGUCUCGCUGGUGAAUACGAGUGGAAAAUAACUAUGUGCUGAUACGGCAGAGCUGACAUUGACUGAUCCUAUUUUUACCAUAUUGGCGUAUCAAACACCUACCACAGGCGCCUUUAACCACACUAUUCUAAAAUCAUCAUUAGUUCAAUUCAAAAAGUCACAGAUCAUCUAAUAUCUUUUGUUUAUACCCACUAGUUCUAUUGUACAGUUCUGUUGACAGAACUACCGAUACUUUUUUGCCAUUUAUUCUGUUGAUAAAUGGACAGUUUUCUUCAGAGAACUACUGAGAAUUUUCUCUCUCACUAGGGACUAGUGUUCUGUGUACGAGUUUUUAGUCUAAAGUUGUACCUAUAAAUGUCGUUAAAAUAAAAUUCGCCAUAUUUCCACGCCUAUUUUGACACUGCACCUGCACUUCACUGGAAGCAUAGGGUUGUCAUAUUUAAUGAUCCAUUGUACAUCAAUAAUACGAAGUCACUUGAUUUCAGUAGGUUUAUUUACCGGUAUUCCUUCCGGAUUUUAUUUUACUUCCCUAUAAUUACAUUAUGAAAUAUUGUAUGAUCUGUUACAUUACAAGUUGCUUGUGUAUGUUAAUUGAUAAAUUUUUUGCCAUCAUCUUUUAGAACUUGCGACAAUAAAAUUAAGU